GGGGAGCAGGAAGUCCGGACGCAGCCCCCAUAGAUAUGGCAAUGGUAGUCAGCACGUGGCGCGACCCCCAGGACGAGGUGCCCGGCUCCCAGGGCAGCCAGGCCUCGCAGGCGCCGCCCGUGCCCGGCCCGCCGCCCGGCGCCCCGCACACGCCGCAGACUCCCGGCCAGGGGGGCCCGGCCAGCACGCCGGCCCAGACGGCGGCCGGCGGCCAGGGCGGCCCCGGCGGCCCGGGCGGCGACAAGCAGCAGCAGCAGCAGCACAUCGAGUGCGUGGUGUGCGGGGACAAGUCGAGCGGCAAGCACUACGGCCAGUUCACGUGCGAGGGCUGCAAGAGCUUCUUCAAGCGCAGCGUGCGGAGGAACCUGAGCUACACGUGCCGCGCCAACCGGAACUGUCCCAUCGACCAGCACCACCGCAACCAGUGCCAGUACUGCCGCCUCAAAAAGUGCCUCAAAGUGGGCAUGAGACGGGAAGCCGUGCAGAGGGGAAGGAUGCCGCCCACCCAGCCGACCCACGGGCAGUUCGCGCUGACCAACGGGGACCCCCUCAACUGCCACUCGUACCUGUCCGGAUAUAUUUCCCUGCUGCUGCGCGCCGAACCCUACCCGACGUCUCGCUUCGGCAGCCAGUGCAUGCAACCCAACAACAUCAUGGGCAUCGAGAACAUUUGCGAACUGGCCGCGCGGAUGCUCUUCAGCGCCGUCGAGUGGGCCCGGAACAUCCCCUUCUUCCCCGACCUGCAGAUCACGGACCAGGUGGCCCUGCUUCGCCUCACCUGGAGCGAGCUGUUCGUGUUGAAUGCGGCGCAGUGCUCCAUGCCCCUCCACGUCGCCCCGCUCCUGGCAGCCGCUGGCCUGCACGCUUCGCCCAUGUCCGCCGACCGGGUGGUCGCCUUUAUGGACCACAUACGGAUCUUCCAAGAGCAAGUGGAAAAGCUCAAGGCACUGCACGUCGACUCGGCCGAGUACAGCUGCCUCAAGGCCAUAGUCCUGUUCACCUCAGAUGCCUGUGGUCUCUCUGAUGUAGCCCAUGUGGAAAGCUUGCAGGAAAAGUCCCAGUGUGCUUUGGAAGAAUACGUUAGGAGCCAGUACCCCAACCAGCCAACGCGGUUCGGGAAGCUUUUGCUCCGGCUCCCUUCCCUCCGCACCGUCUCUUCCUCAGUCAUAGAGCAAUUGUUUUUCGUCCGUUUGGUAGGUAAAACCCCCAUCGAAACCCUCAUCCGGGAUAUGUUACUGUCCGGCAGCAGUUUUAACUGGCCCUACAUGGCAAUUCAAUAAAUAAAUAAAAUCAGAAGGGGGAGUGAAACAGAGAAAGAAAAGGCAAAAGACUGGUUUGUUUGCUUAAUUUCCUUCUGUUAAGAAAGGAUAUAAAAGGAUGUUACAAGUUUGCUAAAAGAAGAGAGGGGAAGAAUUUAAUGGACUGUGAAUUUCAAAAAAAAAAAAAGACUGUCAAAUGAACUUUUACAGAAUGCAUUAAAAAAAAAAACUCCUGUGUCGGUCAGAACAACUUGCUACUUAUCAUUUUUGUAUAAAAAGGAAAUUAGUCUUUUUCUUUUUUUGGUAAAUUUUUGAAAAAUAUUGCUAAAAGUGCAUUUAAGGAGAUUGGGAGAAAAUUAGCAGAAUGGAGAAAGUAAGUCUUUUUUUUUCCAAAUUAUUAAUUGUCCUGUGUCUAUGUACCUCUAGCUGUUCUUUUUUUGUACUUUUCUGGUUCCAAACCAGUUUAUUCUGUGGUUCUAUAAUAAGUUUUGAUAUAAUCUUGGCUUCUUAAAAACUGUGUAUCAUUAAAGUAUAUGUUCUGCAAGAAUUAAAACUGAGUCCAUGAAAAUAUCAUAGGAAGACAUAAAACUUUUGAAAGGCAACUCAGAGAUGAUGGAAACGCACUUACAAGUGGUGACCAAAAAUGUUAGGUGAAGUUGAGCACUCUUAAUUAGAGAACGGGAGGAACCACAAACAACACUUAACUGCCCCCAGCCCCUCCCCCCAAAGACAUGAUGACAAACCUAGCUUUUUAAAAAUAUUUUAAGAAAGAGAAUGAACUGUGGAAUUUAUUGGCAGCCAAGGAAUGUGUCCAAGACACAUGCUGAGGUUUUGAAUAAAAAGUGAACUUUUGUAAUUUGAAUUGGGUCCCUGCUUAGUUCUUGAAUUGUUAUGAAAAUCCUAUAUCUGUUUGUAUAUUUGCAAACCCUUUGUAUUAUAAUUGUUGAUAUUUUCCCUUUUUAAAAAAAUACCAUUGAAAUCAGCAUGACAAAAUAACACUGUUGGCACUUAUAGGUAACGUGAUUGAUUCAGUAUCUUAGAGUUUACAGUUUGUGUUUUAAAAAAAACUGAAGGUUUUUUUUUUAAGUGCAACAUUUCUGUAUACUGUAAAAGUUAUAAUAACUGAACUGUUUGGUCGAGUCUUUGUGUGUUAUAUUCCAAGGAAAAUUGAAAGUAUUCAGAAAUUAAAAUAUUAUUUGAUAUCUGAAA
This is a messenger RNA of Lepus europaeus (European hare), 2468 nucleotides long. It is a transcript of the gene NR2F2, whose product is annotated as nuclear receptor subfamily 2 group F member 2. Lineage: Eukaryota; Metazoa; Chordata; Mammalia; Lagomorpha; Leporidae. The transcript is spliced from 3 exons. The coding region runs from base 36 to 1280 and encodes 414 amino acids. Gene Ontology annotation, molecular function: retinoic acid binding; zinc ion binding; nuclear receptor activity. The record is from RefSeq and is a predicted model, not a curated record. Gene Ontology annotation, biological process: anatomical structure development; negative regulation of transcription by RNA polymerase II; cell differentiation.